AUGAUCGCCAUCAAGUUCCUCGCUCUGGUCGCUCUGGGCGCCUCUGUCACGGCCACCCCAGUUGCCAGUGCCCCUGACGCUGCGACGACAGACUGGACUGCUCUUCCUAUCCCCGAUGAUUGGAUUGACUGGACCGGCGUCGACAAGGCCGCCAUGAAGAACCCGGCCAACUGGAACUCGUCGGCUUCCAGCGACAAGGUCGAGGCCGCCCCGGGCAAGGAGCUCAUCGUCCAGUCCGGCCCCUGCUCCCAGGGCACCUGCCCGGACUUCCACGCGGCCUUCGACCUGGUGUACACCUUCACCGCCGUGCCCGUGCCCGGGGACCCGCCCCUGACCAUCUUCUCGUCGGACUCGGACAUCCGGGUCAACGACUGCGACAAGUGCCUCCGCCACAAGGUCGGCAGCAGCCUGGGCAACUCCGUCCCCGGCGGGUGCUACAACUUCAAGACCUGCGGCCGGGACCAGGUCAUCUGCGUGGACCCGGACAAGUACCGUGCCCACCGCAUCUGGAAGGACAACGGCCACAAGACGUGCUACAACAUGAAGGUGGACAGGCUGGGCGAUUGUGGCUUCAUCAAGACGCGCAUCGUCAUUCACCCUACUGGUGAGACUGCUUGUACCUGGUAA
Thyridium curvatum is the source of this 627-nucleotide messenger RNA. RefSeq lists its product as uncharacterized. The transcript has a single exon. The coding region runs from base 1 to 627 and encodes 208 amino acids. The record is from RefSeq and is a predicted model, not a curated record. Lineage: Eukaryota; Fungi; Ascomycota; Sordariomycetes; Thyridiales; Thyridiaceae.